This is a messenger RNA of Epithele typhae, 786 nucleotides long. Its product is annotated as heterokaryon incompatibility protein-domain-containing protein. Lineage: Eukaryota; Fungi; Basidiomycota; Agaricomycetes; Polyporales; Epitheliaceae. The transcript has 3 exons. The record is from RefSeq and is a predicted model, not a curated record. The annotation marks the transcript as partial.
AUGUGGCUGCUCGGUACUAGAUGUGCAAAUCUGGUCUUAUUUCCUCGUGCGGAAGACGUUCCCCGGGGUUACGCCAUCUUAUCACAUACCUGGUCGGCCGAAGAAGAUACUUUCCAAAAGAUCCAAGCACUUAACAAGAAAUUCGAUCAAACUCCCUCGCUUCAAGACCACGACCUCCCACGAACACGAGAGGAGCUGAACGAAGUCCGCUCCUUCCUGGAGCUCGCCGAGAAAGCCGGUUUCGAGUACGCUUGGGUCGACACCUGCUGCAUCGACAAGACGAGCAGCGCCGAGCUUUCCGAAGCUAUCAACUCGAUGUUCCAGUACUACGCCCUCUCCAGCGCGUGCUACGUUUACCUCGACGACGUUAACACCGACGGCAUCGCUCUCACCGGGCCCUCUCCAGCGCCGUAUCCCCUCUGGACCAGGUGGCAUAGCCGUGGAUGGACACUUCAGGAGCUGAUCGCCUCCCGCGUUGUCGUGUUCUUCUCUAGUCAAUGGACGCCUAUCGGCACCAAGUUCGAACUCGCGGAUAUCCUCGAGAGCGCGACCCGUAUCCCCUCGUCCGUCCUUCGGUUUCAGACCUCGAUCACGGACGUCAGUAUUGCGGCGCGCAUGUCUUGGGCCUCAACACGGGAGACGACGAGACGCGAAGACAUCGCGUACUGCCUCUUCGGGAUAUUCGGGGUCAACAUGCCGACCCUGUACGGAGAAGGCGACAACGCGUUUUCGCGGCUUCUAGAGGCGAUCAUGAAGACGUCUCGCGAUGCCUCGAUAUUCCUCUGG